AUGGCAGGAGGACGGCUUGACGUCACAAUUGGCCUUGGACCCCUCGAGGCAUAUUUUCACGCCUAUGCUGAUCUUUUGAUCAACUACAAGCCCUUUUACUUCACAGCUGAGGGUGGCCUAAGCGUGGGCGUGCGGUUUACCAUGAACCUUUGGAUUUGCACUGUUCACAUCAGUGUGGAAAUCGGUGCAACGCUGUAUCUUGCUGGGCCGCCGAUGGCUGGCCGUGUGCAUGUCAACUUCUGGCUGAUGGGAUUUGACGUGAACUUCGGACCCUCAUCAAACGCACUCACCGAAGUGUUGCACCUCGAUGAGUUUUACAAUCUGGUUUUGCAGUCAGACGUCCCACGGGGAAUCUGCCAAUCAUCAGCGAAUGAUACCAUGCAGCCUCAUACAUUCUCUUGCAACGAUGGUCUCAUCCCAUCGGGCAAUGAAAAGUCGGCCCCGAACUCGGAAUCCUGGGAUGUCCGUGGCCCUGUGUUCCGGUUCACCGUUGCAUCCAAGUUUGCGAUCAACCAAGCCGAUAUCGUGACCGUUGACGGUCCCUCAUCCACGACCGUCCAGGUGACAGCGCGUAACCAACAGAUUUACGCGAGACCAAUGAAAGCGAAAGACAUUUUGACCAGUCGUUUGAAGGUAUCAAUCCGACCUUGUCGGCCAGGGUCGAGUCCCAGCCCGCAAUGGACGAAAGUGAGCGUGGUUGACAGAUCGGUGCCAAUCGCUCUGUGGGGUAAAUGUAUAUAUCUCUCUCUCCCUCCCUUCCUUCUUCCCCCUACCUAA
Messenger RNA from Penicillium cataractarum, 777 nucleotides. RefSeq lists its product as uncharacterized. The record is from RefSeq and is a predicted model, not a curated record. The transcript has a single exon. NCBI's taxonomy places the organism in Eukaryota, Fungi, Ascomycota, Eurotiomycetes, Eurotiales, Aspergillaceae. Bases 1 to 777 code for a protein of 258 amino acids.